AACCCAUACUUCACAUUCCACCUUUACUGUCAAACCGGGAGAAAUAUUACUGAAAACAACAGAUAAAUAUAACUUUAAAGCAAUAAAGCUCGUGCUCUUCUGUCGGUUGCGGUGUUUACCGAUAAAGGGAAUUGUGAGGAGACGGAAAGAAGCGAAGCGAAGUGUUUGGAGAGAUCGUUUACUCCCUUUUCUACGUUUACAGCGUGGGGGCUCGUGGCAGGCCCCGGUCCGAGCCGGCAUCAUUGCGUCCAACAAGUGGAGUGCAAACGGCAGCCCGGAGGAGGGGCUGGAGGAUGGAGGAGAUGAGCUGGACAAGGCCAUGGACGGAGACGCAGAGGGCGUGUGGAGCCCCGACAUCGAGCAGAGCUUUCAGGAGGCUCUUGCCAUCUACCCGCCCUGCGGCAGACGUAAAAUCAUCCUCUCGGACGAAGGAAAGAUGUAUGGUCGCAAUGAGCUUAUUGCCAGAUACAUCAAGCUGAGGACGGGCAAAACCCGCACAAGAAAACAGGUAUCUAGUCACAUACAGGUGUUAGCACGGAAGAAGGUGCGAGAGUAUCAAGCCGGUAUAAAGGCCAUGAACUUGGAUCAGGCAUCUAAAGACAAAGCUCUCCAGAACAUGGCGGCUCUCUCCUCGGCUCAGAUCGUGUCUCCCAGUUUAAUCAAGAAUCCCCUUCCGCCUCUGCCGCACUCCCCGUAUCCCCCCACCCCACGGGUACCGUAUCAUCAUCUACAUGUCAAUACAAACGUAAACAUCAUGGACAGAAUCAGAGAUUUCUGGCCGAGCCCCAUCCCAGGACAACCAGGACCCUCUCAGGAGCUGGUUCUUAAGCACAACCCAGGGAGAAGUCCUGGGCUUGGCCGCACCAGCUUCCCCAUCAAGCCAUUUGCACCAGGCGCAUACCCAAACCUAUCAGGACCUGUUCAGCCAGCCAUCGCACCAUAUGAACCCCUGGCACCUCCUCCGGCCCCGGUGGCCACCGCAGUGCCCGUGUGGCAGGAUCGCACCAUCGCCUCCUCUAAACUCCGGAUGCUGGAGUAUUCCGCAUUCAUGGAGGUUCCACAGGACCAGGAUUCAUACAGCAAACAUCUGUUCGUCCACAUUGGCCAGACUAACCCCUCCUACAGCGACCCUCUGCUGGAGGCCGUGGACAUCCGACAGAUCUACGACAAGUUUCCCGAGAAGAAAGGAGGACUCAAGGACUUGUAUGAGAAAGGCCCUCAAAACGCUUUCUUCCUGGUUAAGUUCUGGGCGGAUCUGAACAAUGGCGGUGUUCAGGAUGGGCCGGGUUCUUUCUACGGGGUCAGCAGUCAGUACAGCAGCACGGAGAACAUGACCAUCACCGUAUCGACCAAAGUCUGCUCAUUCGGCAAGCAGGUGGUGGAGAAAGUGGAGACGGAGUAUGCCCGUGUUGAGGGAGGAAAGUGUUUGUAUCGAAUCCAUCGCUCUCCCAUGUGUGAAUAUAUGAUCAACUUCAUCCACAAACUCAAGCACCUGCCAGAGAAAUACAUGAUGAACAGCGUAUUAGAAAACUUCACCAUCCUACAGGUGGUGACUAACAGGGAAACCCAGGAGACUCUGUUAUGUAUAGCGUUUGUAUUUGAAGUGUCAACAAGUGAACACGGGGCACAAUAUCACGUCUACAGGCUCAUUAAGGACUAGUUCAUCCACCAUCACCUCCGUCACAAACUUCUGUUGCUUUGCACGAUCCCUCCAACACACACGGAGGAAUAUGCCAAAUUGUACAAACAUCAGAGGAAUACGCCAAAAAUGUUACCAAAAAGCCAAAUGUUUUGCUUUUGUUUUAAUGCUGGUGCGGGAUUCGAUUGAGCCUUUGAGAACGUAAAAAUAUAGUAUUACUCCGUUUAAAGAAAGUUUGUGUAUGUCUUUAAAUGCCUUAAAUAGAAAAUGGGUCACGUUGGUUGUGUUGCAUAUAGAAACCGUGAUGUCUUUGUCUCCAUUGAGGGAAUGUGAAUGUGUUGAUGGAACAGAAUGUCUUUAAUAGUUGAAGAUGGUGUGUGUGUGCGUGUGUGUGUGCGUGCGUGCGUGCGUGCGUGCGUGGUACAGUGAAGUGCCAUUGAUGUAUUUCACCACAAUAUUAAAAACUAAGAAAAUAUAUUUCUUGAAAAAAGAUUUUAGUGUCACAACGUUGAAUUUAAGUGACCUCUCAUUACUUUAAUACAGUUACACAAAUCAUCUGUUCAGUCCCAAUAAUUGAUUUAAAUGAAAAUCACUACUAUUGUUAUAUUAAUACUCUAUGCUGUAAAUACUUUCAUAUAUAUAUAUAUAUAUAUAUAUCUUAUUAUUAUAUUUGUGUAUUUUACUAUAAAGAGAAUUUGGAGAGCAAAUGUGACUAAAAUAGGAUUUUUUAUUCUUUUUAAUUUUGUGGUGAAAUAUGACGGGUACACAUUAUUCACCUCACGUGUAAAUGAGUACGAGGUUUGCCAGCGGAGGGUUUUUAAUCAUUUUACUAAAGGACAACAUACUGUAGUUACAUUUUCAGUUUAGGAAAUCAAAACUUUUGAUUGGCUGUGAACUCAGCAGAUGUCUUUUCGGCAGCAGACGAGGCGUCAGUAACUGUCUGCAGGUACUAAAGGAUUUGAUAUGUUGAAAUAGUGAGUGCCUUUUUUAAUAAACACUAAGUUGAUUGAUUGAUACUCUGAAGUGCCUUUUGACUACCUCUUGAAUUCAAUAAUACGAAUAGGCAAAGCGAUUAAUUUCUUUACAUUACAUGAGUGCAAAGUAUUUAAAGUAGUUUUCACGACUACAGGAUUUACUUUUUUUUUUUUUGUAAAUUUGCGCAAGAUUUGCACUGUUUUUUAAAGCAAAUUUUACUUAUUUUUUAGGUCAAGUUUUUGCACACAGCUUUUUUUAGGUAAAAUUUUGUGCAGAUUUACUCAAAAAAAUUAAGUACAUCUAACUGGUUGUGUUUUACAGUAAAGGUCAAACACGACUCUGGAUGUUCAUUUGUUCAGUUAAAUUGUCCGUCUAGAACACAGAAAAUGGCUUUACAGCCAUCUAACCCAUUGAUUUAUGAGAUUUGAAUGUGUAAUGAUGGAACUAAACCUCUACAGAGCUUGUUUUAGGAUGUUGUUUGUUUUGUUUCUGGUGCUUCAGAGAAUGUCCAAGUGUGUUUCACUGUCUACCUUCUUUACAGUUUCAACUUCUUUCAGUUUGUUUGUCAAUAGCUGUUGUUUUGAGUUAAAGCGUCAGUUUUCGUCAUGUUGGUGUAUAGUUUUUUUAAAGGGAAACGUAUGUCACCCUGCACAUCAUCCCUCAAAAUCCCUUGAGUUACAGUUAUGAUCGGUACAUCUCUAAUUCUCUUCUUUUCCUCCCUUCAGAUGUAAAUUUGGGAUCAAAGUUGUUGUUUCUGGUUGUAGUUUUUACUCUGUUGAGUGCUCCAGGUGUCCGGCGUGGAUGUGCUGCAUCUUUGCUUUAUCGUUGGAUGCCCAUUUGAACAUGCUGACCUGGCAUAUUUGAUUAAAUAACAGCAUCUUUUGCUACUACUGAAAAUCUCUAUCCCCUCGAGAAUGAAAAGACUUGAUCUUUAUAAAUGAUUAGAUGGAAGUCAGUGUUGAUGAAGCCAUGUUUAAAGUUCAGAAGGCAGCACUGUUGGUGCUCGCUGACGUCACUUUAUGGUUUAAAGUCCUGAAGGUACUGAGAAUUCUUGAGUACACCAUGCAAGUAGAAAUGUAAUGUAUAUUGGUUCGGCCUUAACCUUCAUGUUCGACGACAGUUUCCUCAAUUGUCAUUUUGCCUCUUUGUUUUUCUUUUUUAUAAUUAUGUUUGUUCUAAUUAUUAAUUUGACGUUUGCUCUUUGACUUUCGAUUGAUGCUGUAUGCAUACAUUGAAAAUAUGUUGCGUGUUACUUCUGUUAUUUUAUGCCAUUAUGUAGUGGUGUUGGCAGAAACUUUCUCCCAUUUUUUAACAGUUCAUGGUUGCCUUUGGUUACCAAUUGUGCAUUGCAAUUAUGUAUUGAAUAUCUUCAAUGUUAGGGGUUUGUACAAUAUAAUCCAAACAAUGUAUAGCAAUACCAAUAAAAGUGGCAUGGGUCUCCCUGGACCAGAUUUCUUAA
This is a messenger RNA of Triplophysa rosa, 4073 nucleotides long. RefSeq names its product TEA domain family member 3 b (gene tead3b). Lineage: Eukaryota; Metazoa; Chordata; Actinopteri; Cypriniformes; Nemacheilidae. Gene Ontology annotation, molecular function: RNA polymerase II cis-regulatory region sequence-specific DNA binding; DNA-binding transcription factor activity, RNA polymerase II-specific. Bases 320 to 1660 code for a protein of 446 amino acids. The record is from RefSeq and is a predicted model, not a curated record. Gene Ontology annotation, cellular component: transcription regulator complex. The transcript is spliced from 15 exons. Gene Ontology annotation, biological process: positive regulation of transcription by RNA polymerase II; embryonic organ development; hippo signaling.